Molecule: messenger RNA, 4157 nt
Organism: Pararge aegeria (speckled wood butterfly)
Lineage: Eukaryota; Metazoa; Arthropoda; Insecta; Lepidoptera; Nymphalidae
Gene: Pex1
Product: peroxisome biogenesis factor 1
Exons: 13
Coding region: 159-3101 (980 amino acids)
Biological process (GO): protein import into peroxisome matrix
Cellular component (GO): peroxisomal membrane; peroxisome; cytosol
Molecular function (GO): ATP hydrolysis activity; ATP binding
Source: RefSeq, a predicted model, not a curated record
GGCAUCAUUUUCCUACUAAAUAAUUUUUCCUUUAUAUUUUCCUUUCCUUCUACGUUUUUUGCUCUAGGAAUAGUAAAUCAACAGAGUAAAUCAUCAUGAUAAAAAUUAUACUCAAGCUCAACUCUUAGUCUUCCUCUUGUGUUAAUAUUGUUUUUAAAAUGUUAGGUGGUGCAAAGUUAAAAGUUUGUUUUACACACGAAAGAUCAUGUUUUGGCUACAUAAGUCCAAAAUACAGUACGAAUAAUGAGCAGUCAAUAUGUGUCCAAGUUUUAUCAAGAGAGAAACAAAUUCUUCUGUGGGUGGUGUUCAGCAACAAUGUUCCAGAGGGUCACAUAGCCUGUAAUCCUAUUUACAGCAGGAUGCUGGGCUUGGAAGAGGGUGCGGAGGUGUUUGUGGCACCAUAUGGUGAUGUUAAGAUACUUGAUGAAUUGUUUGUUGACACAGACAGUCCGGAUGAUCAGGAAAUAUUGGAACACAAUGCAGAAAUAUUGCAACUACGAAUUCUAGAUCAACUCAGACUUGUUGUUGCUAACCAAAAAGCUGUAGUCUGGAUAUCAACUUCUCUACCAAUAGUUUUCACACCAAAACAAACUGGUUUACUUGUAAACUAUAGCCGAAUAAUUGUCAAAGUAGAUGCUUUUAAUAGUUAUCAUGGUGGCCUUACUAAUUCAUAUGUAAAUACUAAUAUAUCUAAAGAAAGCAAUCAUAAGUUUAAUAAUAUAGGAAUUAUUAACAAAGGUCUGCUUCAACCUUAUUUAAAUGCACCAAAGAGAUUAGUUUUAAGAGCUUUACCAAUUGAUAGUGAUGGUAAAAAAGAUCUUAUACAUCCAUACUCUGUAUUUGUACACGAAGACUUAAUAGAUGAUAAAUUAAAGGACCUAAUGGUCAUUCUAGGUACAAUGAAGAAUAUACCUUCGAUUAUAAAUGAGCUUUCAGAAGAAGGUGAAAUCGAAAACAAUAUACAAAUUGAUGGUCUAUGUGUAGAAAUAAAACCUGUAGAUAACGUUGUAUAUAGGAGCUUAUCUAGAGAAGUUUAUAAUAAAAAUAUACCAACAGUACUUAUACCGAAAGCAUUAAAUGCAAUAAUUAAUGUUGAAAAUGGUAUGAAAGUUAUAUUGAAUGUAAUAGGCGAUGAAGUCGAGCCACCUGAGCAUAUAGAUAUUAUAACAUAUUCGGAAAAAGUUCAUACUGAAAUUGAUGUUAUCGAAAGGUUUAAGAAUUGCGUAGUAAGAAGCACUCAUUCGGGAAAAAAGUUCUUGAUAAACGAUGGAAUGGUGAAACAAAAUACUCAAAUAAGUAGUGGUUUCUUGAGAUUUAAGUUAAAACCUGACAAAUUGAAAUACACAAUGGUGAAUUCAGAAUCAUUUCGGAACUGUACAGUUUCCGCAAAAUGCUUAAAUGAUACAGAUCUAGCUCUACCAAAAUCUGUCUUGCCGAAAUUAGAAUACGACUACAAGAAUUAUUGCAGAACAAUGAAAUCUAGUACAGAGUUGCUGGACAAGAUAAUAUCGCAUAUCAACUUUGAAAUACAAAGGGAAGCUAGUUUCAAAGGCGUUUCAGAGAUAAAAAGCAAUGUAUUGAUUACUGGUCAAAGCGGUGCAGGAAAAUCUUCCAUGUGUCACAUUGUCCAAAAAGAUCUGACCAUAUGGUCGCAUAUAUUACACUGUCGAUCUCUCAAAGGCCGUAAGGACAUAACUGAGGUGCUUGGUAAAGCGAUACUGCUUUGUCAGGAACAUAGUCCCUCUGUGUUAAUAUGUGACGACAUUGACGCAUUGGUACCGCCCAACAUGGAGGGCGGUUCUCCGCAGGACAUCGCUUAUUAUCAGAGACUAGCCACAGUGAUAAAACACAUGCUGCAAACGUGUGCGGGCGUCUGCGUGCUGAUGACGUCACUUAACAUGAAGUCCUUACAUCCAGCCUUGAGACAGUUCAGCGGAAAACCACUGUUCACAGCUCAUUUUGAUAUAAUUGAGUUGAAUCAGGAUGAGAGGGCAGAACUUUUCAAACAUUUGCUGAAUGAUAAAGUGCGAGAGUCCUUCUUGGUGGAAGACGAUGACGUCAUCAGACUAGCGAUGGACACGGCUGGGUGUAAUGUUAGAGAAAUAGUGGACUAUCUCAAUAGGAAGAUAUUUAAAGCCGUUAAAAAGAAAAAGAAUAACGCAAUAGAUGAUAAGCCUCGGCUAGUGGAGGACGUAACGACAGACUCCGAAAAGUCAAAGGCCUUUGACAUCUGGGAGCCUCUGGGAGGAAUGUGUAACGUCAAGCAGCAGAUCGCUGAGAGCAUAUUCUGGCCUAUAAUGUACCCAGCCCUGUUUCCAUCCCAAUCGUGCGGGAUACUCCUCUACGGGCCACCCGGCACUGGAAAAUCUCACAUCGGCUCGUGCUUAGCUAAGCUGAGCAACAUGCGGCUCAUCGCUGUCAAGGGGCCCGAGCUGCUGUCCAAGUACAUAGGACAGAGCGAGAAAGCUGUUAGGGACAUCUUUGAUAAGGCUGACAUGCAACGCCCCUGCAUCCUUUUCUUCGACGAGUUCGACAGUCUCGCUCCCAAGCGCGGCCACGAUUCGACGGGUGUCACCGACCGCGUAGUGAACCAGCUGCUGGCACGGAUGGAUGGUGCGGAGGGUGGCGCCAGGGGGCCCGUGGUGGCGGCCACGUCCCGCCCCGACCUCUUGGACCCCGCCCUGUUGCGCCCCGGGCGGUUGCAGAGGCAUAUAUACUGCGCCCUGCCUGACCAGUCGGACCGCUAUGAAAUCCUGCGAACGCUGUCAAAGAGCGUUAACAUCGAUGACAAAGUGGACCUUCUAGAGUUGUCGCGAAGGACUGACGGCUUCUCGCCAGCGGAUCUCAAGUCGCUAUUGGUUACUGCGCAGUUAGGAAGUCUCGAGAGACAGUUGGUGAGCAGUGAAGACAGGAACCUGGAAUCUGUGGUGGUGUACAGCGAAGACAUGGAUGGUGCUCUCGAAGAGACCAAGCCGUCGCUGUCGGCAGAACAGAGGCUUUUUUACGACAUGAUAUACAAAAGGUUCAGAGGGGAGAGCUUGUCGCCAGAGCAGCGGCUGCUGUCGCAAAUUAUGCAGAAGCAAAAAGUCACUUUAGCCUAAUAAUUUAUAAACAUUCCAAAAAAUUAUAAACUAAAAUAAACUUUAAGGGCCUUACAAACCAACGUAGUAUAAGAUCGGAAUGAUUUUGCAGUGUUAUUUCGCGCUCUGACAUUUGAAAGUAAGGAUGCAGUUAAACGUGGAGGAGCCAAACGACAGGGGUUGUUUUUUUUCGUUAUUGACCUUACAAAUGAAUGUGGCAUAACAUCGCAAUAGUUAUGCAGCGUUCUUUAACGCAUUGCCAUUUUAAAGAAAGGACGCAGUUAAUUUAGAGAUCCAAUUGGAGUUGUUUUGUGACAUUAAUGGAUUUACAAAUAAAUGUAGCAUAACGUCGCAAAAGGUCGUUUUGCGCUUCGAAAUGCAUUGUUUUUUUCACGCUCUGACUUUUGAAAGUUAGGACGUAGUUAAGUAAAUGAUCCAACCACAUUGGGUUGGUUUUCGCAGAUGGUUUUAAAAUAUAUGUGUCAUAACGUCGCAAUAGUUAUGCAGUGUUCUGCCACAAUUCAACGUUCCAACCGCAACUUUCAAAUACCGGAGGUGAUGUCAGUUUGUAAUUCCAAGCUAUAAAAUAUUGCUGUUCUUUACCAAGUCACAAAAAUAGUGAAUAAUGUAUAUUUUAUAUUUAAACAACAAAGACCACCAAUAUUUCGUUUUCAGCAAUAAUUGAAAUAUAAAUAAAAUUUUAAACUAAAAAACAUCUUAGUAUAAAAAAAUUGUGUCUCGCAAGAUCUCGAAAAUGGCUCGACAGAUUUUUAAUUUUUCUUUUGGUUUGUUCGCCGCAAUACUAAAGCCGAUAUAUUUAUUCAUUAGCGUAAACUGACCUUUACGGUGUCAUCACAUUUAAAUGUAAAGAAACUAGUGUUGUGAUAAAAAGAGUCACAUGAAUCAUUUACAAUGAGCGUUAGUGAAACGGCAGUCUAACUCACUUGCUAUAUUUAAACAAGCUGUCAAAAUUCACAAUAGUUUACAUUAAAGUCGUCUUGUAAUAGUUUAAAUUGUUGAUAAUGUAUUUAUGAUAUGUUAAAGUUAAUCUUUAUAUAUAUAAUUCUUGUGUGCGUG